AUGUACAGGUACCUCGGAGGACUGCUGACCCGGGGAGCGGGGGGUCUUUACCCCGCCGCGGACACGCUCCUCCCGGCCUCCUCCCUGCUGCGGCACCGAGGCUACAGCCAGGCGGUGGACCCGAGCGACGACCCGAACUUUUUCACCAUGGUGGAGGGGUUCUUCGACCGCGGAGCCGGUAUCGUGGAGGACAAGCUGGUGGAUGACCUGAGGACCCGGGAGAGUCCGGAGCAGAAGAGGAAGCGGGUCCGCGGGAUCCUGCGGAUCAUCAAGCCCUGUAACCACGUCCUGAGCCUCAGCUUCCCGAUCCGCAGAGACAGCGGCGAGUGGGAGGUGAUAGAGGCGUACCGGGCGCAGCACAGCCAGCACCGCACUCCCUGCAAGGGAGGGAUCCGGUACAGCACCGACGUCUCCGUGGACGAAGUCAAAGCGCUGGCCUCCCUGAUGACCUAUAAAUGCGCCAUCGUGGAUGUUCCGUUCGGAGGAGCCAAGGCCGGAGUCAAGAUCAACACUAAGAACUACACCGACGGUGAGCUGGAGAAGAUCACCAGGAGGUUCACCAUCGAGCUGGCCAAGAAGGGAUUCAUCGGACCCGGCAUCGACGUUCCUGCUCCAGACAUGAGCACCGGAGAACGCGAGAUGUCCUGGAUCGCCGACACCUUCGCCACCACCAUGGGUUACAACGACAUCAACGCUCACGCCUGUGUCACUGGGAAGCCCAUCAGCCAGGGAGGGAUCCACGGGCGGAUCUCUGCUACUGGAAGAGGCGUCUUCCACGGCAUCGAGAACUUCAUCAACGAGGCGUCCUACAUGAGCCAGAUCGGGAUGUGUCCAGGCUUCAAGGACAAGACCUACAUCAUCCAGGGCUUCGGGAACGUGGGGCUCCACACCAUGCGCUACCUGCACCGCUACGGAGCCAAGUGUGUCGGGAUUGCAGAGAUGGACGGCAGCAUCUGGAACCCCAACGGGAUGGACCCCAAGGAGCUGGAGGAAUACAAACUGGCCAACGGGAGCAUCGUUGGCUUCCCGAACUCAACCCCUUAUGAAGGGAGCAUCCUGGAGGCGGACUGCGACAUCCUGAUCCCGGCCGCCAGCGAGAAGCAGCUGACAAAGAGCAACGCUCACCGGAUCAAAGCCAAGAUCAUUGCAGAGGGAGCCAACGGUCCCACCACGCCUGAAGCCGACCGGAUCUUCUUGGAGAGGAACGUCCUGGUGAUCCCGGACAUGUACCUGAACGCCGGUGGAGUCACGGUGUCCUACUUUGAGUGGCUGAAGAACCUGAACCACGUCAGCUACGGCCGACUCACCUUCAAGUACGAGAGGGACUCCAAUUACCACCUGCUGAUGUCCGUCCAGGAGAGUCUGGAGAGGAAGUUUGGAAAACACGGCGGCUCCAUUCCGGUGGUUCCCACCUCAGAGUUCCAGGCUCGGAUCUCGGGAGCGUCUGAGAAGGACAUCGUCCACUCGGGUCUGGCCUACACCAUGGAGCGCUCUGCACGGCAAAUCAUGCAGACGGCCAACCGGUACAAUCUGGGUUUGGACCUGCGGACCGCCGCCUACGUCAACGCCAUCGAGAAGAUCUUCAAGGUUUACAGAGACUCUGGACUCAUCUUCACCUAAAGUCCUCUUUCCGGCCUCUGAGGCUUCUGGAUCUGGGAGUUCUGGUCCUGGUUCUCCUGUCUGAAGCUUCCAGGUCCGGGCAGUUCUUAUCUUGCCUUCAUCAGCUCUCCUUCAUUCCUCCUCUUCCUCACAGUUUACAGCUACAGACCAGAGAUCUUAGAACCAUAAAUGACUCUGAGGCCAGAACCAGGUGGACCGGGUCCAGCUGAGCCGGUUCCUCUGAGACUCUGACUUUAACCUUUUUAUACUGAUUCUGUUCUGGUGAAGACUAACUGAACCAGAACCAGCGGCGGUUGAGGAGCAGUUUGUUCCUGUUCAGCUUCAGUGAGAUGGACAGGGACAGAACUGUGACGGUCCCACUGGACCCCCACAUGGUUCUGGCCCCCUGUAGUUCUAGCUGAGACCUGGUUGGGGGAGCUGUCUGCUGAGUCAGGACCAGACGCUCCUGGUCCGUUGGGUAGGUUCUUUCUGUCUCUGUUCUUUCCUCUGCUUUAAGUUAUGCUGCUUAGUUUCUACGGUUCGGUCCAAAAGCAGCUUCAGACCGGUUCUUCUCUAGAUUUAAGGUCCUAUGGAACCGUCUGUGAGGCUGAAGGUCCAAAACUCCUAAAUGUUCAGUUUCCAGUCGCCGCUUUGCUGGAACGGACCCAGACCAGAACCGGUUGGACCGGGUUUCUGCCAUGUUUGGACUCUCCAGAACCUCGGAUUAAUGAGAAGUUUCUGAAAAGCACUUUAAAACGUCGACGAUACCAAAGAAGUUCUGAUGAAGCCAAAAGUCCAGAACAACCAAAGCAUCAGAACCGUUAUUAAGAAUCAGGUUAAAUAAUCCAACAAACACCAAAUGCAUCCUUUAAUAGAAAAACAAUAAAUUAUGUUUAUGUAAAUAAAACCAGAAUGUAGAAAUAUAGAAUAUAGAUUCCCUUUAAAGUUAUGAGCUGAAUGAGAUUUUAUUUUUAUUUGAAUAUAACCAGGAAUGAAGCGUUUAGUUCUAAACCUCGUUUUAUUGAACCA
Messenger RNA from Cyprinodon tularosa, 2628 nucleotides. Its product is annotated as glutamate dehydrogenase, mitochondrial-like. Gene Ontology annotation, molecular function: L-glutamate dehydrogenase (NAD+) activity. Gene Ontology annotation, biological process: L-glutamate catabolic process. The record is from RefSeq and is a predicted model, not a curated record. The coding region runs from base 1 to 1620 and encodes 539 amino acids. NCBI's taxonomy places the organism in Eukaryota, Metazoa, Chordata, Actinopteri, Cyprinodontiformes, Cyprinodontidae. The transcript is spliced from 13 exons. Gene Ontology annotation, cellular component: mitochondrion.